Elaeis guineensis (African oil palm) is the source of this 690-nucleotide messenger RNA. RefSeq names its product indole-3-acetate beta-glucosyltransferase-like. The record is from RefSeq and is a predicted model, not a curated record. Gene Ontology annotation, molecular function: quercetin 7-O-glucosyltransferase activity; quercetin 3-O-glucosyltransferase activity. Lineage: Eukaryota; Viridiplantae; Streptophyta; Magnoliopsida; Arecales; Arecaceae.
UAAUUUUUUCUUCAUUUUAACUUUCUCUGUUUGCCUUGUUUGCAAAAUCCCAAACCCCCACGCACCACCAUGGCCCAUGUCUUGGUGCUCCCUUACCCCAUGCAAAGCCACAUUAACCCCAUGCUCCAGUUCGCCAAGCGCCUGGCCAUCAAGGGCCCCCGGACCACCCUCGUCCUCACCCACUUCAUCAUCAACACCGUCGAUGUCGAGGCUGGCCCGGUCCACGUCGAGCCCAUCUCCGACGGCCACGACGAAGGCGGCAUGCAGUCCGCCGUCACCCUCGAAGACUACUUCCAAAAGCUUGACGAGUUCGGCUCCAAGACCCUCGAGGAGCUGAUCCUGGCCCACGAGAACUCUGGCAUUCCCUUCACCUGCAUGAUUUACGACAGCUUUGUGCCUUGGGGUCUCGCGGUGGCCAAGAAGCUCGGCCUACCGGCGAUAGCUUUCUCGACGCAGUCAUGCGCCGUGAGUGCUAUUUACUACUAUGUGAAUGAAGGGAAGCUUGAUGCCCCCGGGGUGCAAGCUAUUGAGUCUUUGGAGGGUUUGCCGCCGAUGGAGAGAUCGGAUUUCCCUUCAUUUGCUUUCAGGAAUGGAUCAUACCCGACCCUCACUGCAUACGCACUGAAUCAGUUCAAGAUGGAGAAGGAUGACUGGGUCCUCUUCAAUUCUUUCGAUGAGUUAGAGAGCGAG